UUUUAAGUUGUGAGCGCAACGCGCUUUAUUUAAUCGCUUGAAAUCACUUCAAGACCUCCUAUUUAUUAUUUUAAUUUUAGUUGUGAAUUUUAACGGAAAACUUUUUCCCUAUUUUAGAGAGGAAAAAAAAAGAUUGAAAAUAAACGUUUAAAAAAUCGACACCGAAAAUGUCAGCGAAAGCAAUACGUGAAGUAACCGCAAAGGAUUUAUUAAAUCGUCAUUUAGCAAGCAAAGGUGCUCCAAGCAACGUAGCCAAAGCACGAUUUGUUGCCGUUGACGAGAGCACAAAUUUGAAUGAACUCGCACGCGAUCACGAUUGGCUAACAAAAACAAAAUUAGUGGUGAAACCUGAUCAAUUAAUUAAGCGUCGUGGUAAAUUAGGUUUAAUUGCUGUAAAUAAGGAUUUAGCGGAAGUCACAAAAUGGAUUGGUGAGCGUAUGGGUAAAGAUCAAAAAGUUGGUAAUGCUGUGGGUAAAUUACGUAAUUUUAUAAUUGAACCGUUCAUUCCACACAAGCCAAACGAGGAAGCGUACGUUUGUAUCUACAGCGAGCGCGAUAAGGAUGUUAUCUUGUUUACCCAUGAAGGUGGUGUUGAUAUUGGAGAUGUAGACGCCAAAGCAUUACGUUUAGAUGUACCUGUCAACAAAGAGGAUUCCGUAACACCUGAAGCCGUCACAAAAGCUUUAUUAAAAGGAAUUUCCGCAAGUAAACAACCAGUUGUAGCGAAAUUUGUCACUGCGUUAUACAAACUUUACGUAGACUUAUAUUUCACCUACUUGGAAAUCAAUCCACUAGUUUGUACCGAUACUGAAAUUUACGUAUUAGAUUUAGCGGCUAAGUUAGAUGCAACCGCUGAUUAUUUGUGUCGUCCACAAUGGGGUGAAAUUGAUUAUCCACCACCAUUCGGUCGAGAUGCCUUACCAGAAGAAGCCUAUAUUGCUGAUUUAGAUUCAAAGAGUGGUGCUUCACUAAAAUUAACGAUUUUAAAUAAAAAUGGACGGAUUUGGACCAUGGUCGCUGGUGGUGGUGCCUCUGUUAUUUACAGUGAUACCAUUUGUGAUUUGGGUGGUACUUCGGAGCUUGCUAACUAUGGUGAAUAUAGUGGAGCACCAUCCGAACAACAAACCUAUGAAUAUGCAAAAACUGUUUUACAAUUAAUGACCAGUUCCGCUAAACAUCCAAAAGGCAAGGUUUUGAUUACUGGUGGAGGUAUUGCGAACUUUACAAAUGUUGCUGCUACAUUCCGUGGUAUUAUUCGGGCAUUACAAGAAUUCCGUGAACGAUUAAUUGAGCAUAAUGUUAGUGUGUUUGUUCGACGUGCUGGACCUAAUUAUCAAGAAGGUUUACGUCGUAUGCGUGAAGUUGGAGGUCUUCUUGGAAUCCCAGUACAUGUUUUUGGACCAGAAACCCAUAUGACUGCAAUUUGUGGUAUGGCUUUGGGCACACGACCAAUUACAGCACCCUCAAUGGAUGGCAAUGCAACAAAUACACCCGCAACAACUGCAACAUUUUUAUUACCAGCUGGACAAACUGGCCCAGUUCCCAAUCCAUCUGAAACACCUGUAAAAGCUACUAAAGCAGCUAGUCCCAAAAAAGCUGAAACAUCUCUUCCAAUGUUUUCAAACACAACCAAAGCAAUUGUUUGGGGUAUGCAAACGCGUGCUGUACAAUCAAUGCUCGAUUUCGAUUUCGUCUGUCGACGAAACGAACCGAGUGUUGUGGCCAUGGUGUAUCCAUUCACUGGCGACCAUAAACAGAAAUACUAUUGGGGUCACAAAGAAAUUUUAAUUCCUGUUUACAAGAAAAUGGGAGAUGCUAUGACCAAACACAGUGAUGCUGACGUGCUCGUAAACUUCGCUUCAUUACGUAGUGCAUACGAAAGUACAAUAGAAACAUUGGAAUAUCCACAAAUUCGUACAAUUGCAAUUAUUGCCGAAGGAAUACCAGAAAAUUUAACACGUAAAUUAAUCGUUCAAGCAAAUGCAAAGAAAGUGAACAUUAUCGGUCCAGCCACAGUUGGUGGUAUCAAACCAGGUUGCUUUAAAAUUGGUAACACUGCUGGUAUGAUGGAUAAUGUGCUUCAUUCUCGAUUAUAUCGGGCCGGUUCGGUUGCAUACGUCAGCCGUUCAGGUGGAAUGAGUAACGAAUUAAAUAACAUCGUCUCACAACAUACCGACGGUGUUUACGAGGGUGUCGCUAUUGGUGGAGAUCGUUAUCCUGGAACCGGAUUCAUGGAUCAUUUAUUACGAUACGAACGUGAUCCAGAAAUUAAAUUAUUAGUUCUAUUGGGUGAAGUUGGAGGUCGGGAAGAAUAUGCUGUUUGUGAAGCACUUAAGAAUGGAACAAUCUCAAAACCAUUAAUCGCUUGGUGUAUUGGAACAUGCGCUACGAUGUUCACAAGUGAAGUACAAUUUGGACAUGCUGGAUCAUGCGCACACAGUCAAUCAGAAACUGCCACAGCGAAAAAUGCAUCAUUAAAAGCGGCCGGAGCACAUGUACCAGAUUCAUUUGAUAAUUUAGGUGAAUUAAUUGGAGAAGUGUAUCGUGGAUUGGUUAAAGCUGGCAAAUUGACACCAAAACCAGAUGUUCCACCACCAACAGUUCCAAUGGAUUACAGUUGGGCAAGAGAAUUAGGUUUAAUUCGUAAACCAGCAUCGUUCAUGACGUCAAUUUGUGACGAACGUGGACAAGAAUUAAUAUACGCAGGUAUGCCAAUCAGUGACGUUCUUCAAAAGAAUGUCGGUAUUGGUGGAGUUGUUUCCUUGUUAUGGUUCCAACGGUGUUUACCACCAUACGUUUGCAAAUUCUUCGAAAUGUGUUUAAUGGUGACAGCAGAUCAUGGUCCAGCUGUUUCCGGUGCACACAACACAAUUGUCUGCGCCCGUGCUGGCAAAGAUUUAGUAUCAUCCUUAGUAUCCGGUUUAUUAACAAUCGGUGAUCGUUUUGGUGGUGCUUUAGACGGUGCUGCUAAACAAUUCAGCGAAGCUUACGAUUCCGGUAUGCAUCCAAGUGAUUUCGUAAACGCUAUGCGUAAAAAGGGACAGUUAAUUAUGGGUAUUGGACAUCGUGUUAAAUCGAUCAAUAAUCCCGAUAUGCGUGUAAAAAUUAUUAAGGAAUUCGUUAUGGAUAAUUUCCCAGCGAAACCAUUAUUACAAUAUGCGUUAGAAGUGGAAAAAAUUACAACCAGCAAAAAACCAAAUUUGAUAUUAAAUGUUGAUGGUGUUAUUGCAACCGCAUUUGUUGAUAUGUUACGUAAUAGUGGAUCAUUCACGCAAGAAGAAGCACAAGAAUAUAUCAAUAUUGGUGCGAUCAAUUCAUUGUUUGUGUUAGGACGAUCGAUUGGUUUUAUUGGACAUUAUAUGGAUCAAAAGAGACUGCGUCAAGGACUCUACAGGCAUCCAUGGGAUGAUAUUUCUUACGUACUUCCAGAACAAUAUCAACAAUAAGUUUCACAAAAAAAAACAUAUUUGGGUCUUUUACUGCGAAAAAACAUUCCGUGGAAUUCAUAAUAUAUUUUUGUUUUUUGGGAGUACAGGAGGGAUCAUUUGAUCGAAUUUAUAGGAUAUUAAUUUUUUCAUACUUUCCAUUUUUUAUUUUUUGGUUCAUAUUUAUCUUUGAAGAGAUGGAGGGGGAUUGAUUAAUGCAUGGAGUUUUCCUGUUUAGAUUGUAUAUGGUGCAAUAUCAUUUCGUAGGGGAAAAUUCUGUCAAUUCCGAUGUAGAAAUUUUUGUUUUUCUUCCUUUUUGUUGUAUUUGAUUUUCAUUUUUUUUUAUUUUAUGUUUUAAAAUGGCCGACGUGUUUUAUAAGAAUGAAUCUUUUAUUAAGACUUAAAUAUUUGUGUAUGUUUACAAAAAUUUAAAAAUAAAAAUGUUAUUUAUAUAAGAAAA
This is a messenger RNA of Chrysoperla carnea, 3885 nucleotides long. RefSeq names its product ATP-citrate synthase (gene ATPCL). Bases 168 to 3446 code for a protein of 1092 amino acids. Gene Ontology annotation, biological process: fatty acid biosynthetic process; acetyl-CoA biosynthetic process; citrate metabolic process. The transcript has 5 exons. Gene Ontology annotation, molecular function: ATP citrate synthase activity. Gene Ontology annotation, cellular component: cytosol. Lineage: Eukaryota; Metazoa; Arthropoda; Insecta; Neuroptera; Chrysopidae. The record is from RefSeq and is a predicted model, not a curated record.